AUGAUAAGGGUGCACGUUAUCAACCCACUUUUUAAUAAUUACAUCAAAAAAGUUAUAAAUAUAGUGAAAGAAAAACUAACAAUACUAAAUGUUGGAGUGAAAAUUGGCGGAGAAACUAUCUCAAUGAGACGUUUUACUGAUGAUAUUGUGGUGAUGACAGAGAAUGAAGGUGGCAUACAACGUGCAGUUGAUGAAAUUAAUGAAAUGCUCAGAUCAGAAAUGAAAAUAAAUGGUGCAAAAACGAAGAUCCUAGUCUGCGCUAGAGAUCCGAAAAUAAAAGCUAAUGUAUUUAUAAACAGUCGAAAACUAGAGCAAGUAGAGAAGAUGAUACAUCUAGGGAGCAUGAUCACAUCUGAUAGCAAAAGUAUCCGAAACCUAAAAAACGUACAUCAUUAG
Messenger RNA from Cinara cedri, 396 nucleotides. Lineage: Eukaryota; Metazoa; Arthropoda; Insecta; Hemiptera; Aphididae. The record is from the annotation of a GenBank genome assembly.